Molecule: messenger RNA, 661 nt
Organism: Dentiscutata heterogama
Lineage: Eukaryota; Fungi; Glomeromycota; Glomeromycetes; Diversisporales; Gigasporaceae
Source: the annotation of a GenBank genome assembly
AUGGACUUAUAUAAUUAUCAUCUUUGCACAGAUUGGAAUAUGGAUGAUGAUUUAUAUUGGGGUUGUGAUGUAGAAAAAUGUGAAUAUUGGGAUCUUGAUGUUGAAUUUCUCACUAGUACAGAAGCAGCAGGAUACGAUACAAAAUGGAUUCGUGUAGGAUUUCAGAGUGUAGCAUUAAAAACAAUAAAUAAUUCAAUAGAUCCAAUUUCGGAUCUUUUGAAUGAAAUCGAAUCAAAUAUUCAGGUAGUUGAUGAUCCACAUUUUAUUAGAUGUUUAGGUAUUACUCAAGAUUCUAAAACACAUAAUUAUAUGAUAGUAAUGGAAUAUGCAACAUCAGGUAGUCUUCGCGCAUAUAUGAAUGAAAAUAUCAUGGAUGCAUAUAAAAAAGGUCAGAUAUUAUGGUCAAUUAGUAAAGGACUUUAUAAUUUACAUGAGAAAAAUUUAGUUCAUCAAGAUUUUCAUCCAGGAAAUCUUUUACUUAUUAAUGGAUUUUUAACUUUUGAUAAAUUUAUUUUACCGACAUCAACAUUACCUUCUUACAAAUUACAUUCUGAAGCAAUUUAUACAAGUAGACUUUUUAAUACCACAAGCACAAAAUCAGUAAAUGCAUCAAAUUCUAUGAAAAUGUUCCGUGAAUCAACUCUUAGAUCUCUUUGUAAAG